AUGUCAUCAACAAACGUAAUGGUUCAGGUUUCUGAACUAUUACCUGACCAACCAUUGGAUAAAUCAACAACAACAACAACCGACCCAACAACAACAACAUCAACAUCUCAACCAAGAAACAUAGCCCCUAAUAAUUCUACUCCAAGAACCGCAGCAGAGAUAUACGCAGACAUUAAACAACAACACAUAGAAGACCAACAACGACAACAACGACAACAGAAUAGACACCUGCAACCAACUCCACAACCACCAACAGUAGUCCCACAAUCUUCUCAACAACAGCAACAACAACAGUCUUCUCAUAUCAGUCAAACUCCUGGUAAACGAAUGCAUCGAGAAAUCAGAUUUGGUAAUUAUAUACUUGGUUCUACUUUAGGAGAAGGUGAAUUUGGUAAAGUUAAAUUAGGUUGGAGAAAAGAUGGUAAACAUCCAAGUCAAGUUGCAAUUAAAUUAAUUAAACGAUCUUCAAUAAUUAAAGAUUCAGAAUCUGAAAUUAAAAUCCAUCGAGAAAUUAAUUCAUUAAAAUUAUUAAAUCAUCCAAAUAUUGUUAAUUUAGUUGAAGUUAUGAAAAGUGGGAAAUAUAUUGGAAUUGUAUUAGAAUAUGCAUCUGGUGGAGAAUUAUUUGAUUAUAUUUUACAUCAUAAAUAUUUAAAAGAAAAUGUUGCUAAAAAGUUAUUUUCACAAUUAGUUAGUGGAGUUGAUUAUAUGCAUUCAAAGGGGUUAAUUCAUCGUGAUUUAAAAUUGGAAAAUUUAUUAUUAGAUAAACAUCAAAAUGUAAUCAUUAGUGAUUUUGGUUUUGUUAAUUCUUAUAAUCGAGAAAAAUCUGAUUUAAUGAAAACAAGUUGUGGAUCUCCAUGUUAUGCUGCACCAGAAUUAGUAUUAACUCAAAGUCCAUAUGAAGGGAGAAAAGUAGAUAUUUGGUCACUUGGGGUUAUAUUAUAUGCCAUGUUAGCUGGAUAUUUACCAUUUGAUGAUGAUCCAGAAAAUGAAGAUGGUUCAGAUAUUAUUAGAUUAUAUCAUUAUAUUUGUAAAACUCCAUUAACAUUUCCAGAAUAUGUUUCACCUUUAGCUCGUGAUUUAUUAAGAAAAAUAAUUAUUGCUGAUCCUAAAAAAAGAAUUACUUUAGAUGAAAUUAGAACUCAUGCUUGGUUAAGUCCUCAUGCCAAAUUAUUAUCAAUUAGACAACCAGAAUGGGAUAAAUUACAUGAAGAAAGUGUAAAAGCAAAACAACCAAUUACUCCAAUGCAUAAUACCAAUAAGAGAUUUUCUAUGAUUCCAGAAAGAACCAAUUCAUCUUCAUUAAUGAAUAAUCAUAAUCCUCAUCUUGCCCAUCCUGCUCCAUCUCAUGCACGUUCAUAUUCUGCCAAUAGCAUUAAUCUUUUAUAUUCAUCUCCAUCAACUUCAUCAUACUUAGCCACUGCAGUAGCACAAACACCUACUAAUCGAACCAUUAUUGAUUCUACUUCAUCAUCUACAAUUGCAUCAUCUACAUCAGCCAUAUUCCAAACUCCAUCACCAAAACAUCAAAUUUAUGAUAAAUCAACAAGUGCAAUUACAUCUUCAUAUUCUUCAGCUAGUAUUGCAUUAAAAGCUGCCAUGGUUCAUGAUAAUGCCAAUGAUAGUUAUCAUUAUUUACCUACUCAAUUACCAAGAUCAACUACAUAUACCGGUACACCAAUCUCUACAAUCGUUGAAAGUCCAACUAAGCAAGAGGCAAAGAAUAACAAUAAUUUGAGAAAUCCACCUUCAUUGCCACCACCACAAGCACAACAACAAGCACAAGCAAGAGAAUCACCAAGAUUACCUCAUUCAAUCAAAAAACCUCGACCCACUUCAUAUCAUCCAUCAUCAAUGUCUUCAACUUUAAGUUCCAAUUCUCAUAAUUCUGCAUUUGAUUAUAUAAAAAUCCCAAGUCCAAUUGCAAGUAAUAGUCCAAUGACUCAAUAUAUUCUGACAUCACCACCAAAAUCGGAAAACCAUAUUAUUAAGGGAUAUGAAACUCCAGUAGCUUCAUCAAGAAGAAAUUCUCUGGUUACACAUAUUAACGUCACGGCAGUCUUGAGUAAUAAAGAUAGUAGUAUUAGUAAUCAUGGAGGAGAUAAAGUGACCAAACAAUCUUCAGUAUUGACUUAUUUAGAGGAUAAGAUCGAUACUUUGGAUUUAGUAGGUACGACAACGACGACGACCAAACAUGAAGAUUCUGAGAAUACUUCUACUACUCCAUUAAUCAAUCAUCAACCUGAAUUUGACACUAUUCAUCAUGGAAGUGGCGAUGAACAUGGUAGUAAUAGUCAUAGUCGUAAGGGAAGUGGACAAGAUAUAAUCAAUAGUCCAGAAACUAUGGUGAAUGCAUCAAGUCCACCAGUUGAGACUUCCAAACCGAUUGAAAUUGAAAUUGGAUCACAUAUUUCAUCAUCGGAUACUGCUGUUGACGGAGAAGGAAAAUAUGGGGUUGUUAUUAUGGAAGAGGAAAUUAUCCCGGUGGAAGAAUAUAUCGGAGUUCCACAAGUUGUUCCAGUCCCACCACCUAUGAUUGUGAAAUCACAAAAACAACAUCCACUGAAGAAGGAAUCAACUGGUUUGAAUAGAAGACAUACCGUGAGUGCAAGAAGAACUAGUGAGGAUAAUAAGGAGAAUAAAGAUGUUUCUGUGUCACAUAAGAAACGGAAUAGGUUUAGUAUUUUGUCAUUCUAUAGUAGUCCAGAACCAUAUGUUAGAAAAGUCCUCGAACCAACUAAUGACAAUAUCAAGGAUGGGGGAAAUGGUGGUGUACAUCAAAAGAGGAUUAGUAGUAAUUCGUCGAGUAAUUCAAAAGCUGGGAAUACGAAAGAGGCUAGUGCUGCUAGGAAGGUGAUGGACUUUUUUAAGAGGAGAAGUAUUAGAGUUUAG
Hemisphaericaspora subhashii is the source of this 2889-nucleotide messenger RNA. Its product is annotated as protein kinase. The record is from RefSeq and is a predicted model, not a curated record. The coding region runs from base 1 to 2889 and encodes 962 amino acids. Gene Ontology annotation, molecular function: ATP binding; tau-protein kinase activity; protein serine/threonine kinase activity. Lineage: Eukaryota; Fungi; Ascomycota; Pichiomycetes; Serinales; Debaryomycetaceae. Gene Ontology annotation, cellular component: cytoplasm. The transcript has a single exon. Gene Ontology annotation, biological process: microtubule cytoskeleton organization; intracellular signal transduction; protein phosphorylation.